Messenger RNA from Glycine soja, 3474 nucleotides. RefSeq lists its product as uncharacterized. The record is from RefSeq and is a predicted model, not a curated record. Bases 599 to 3007 code for a protein of 802 amino acids. The transcript has a single exon. Gene Ontology annotation, molecular function: calcium ion binding; protein binding. Gene Ontology annotation, cellular component: plasma membrane. NCBI's taxonomy places the organism in Eukaryota, Viridiplantae, Streptophyta, Magnoliopsida, Fabales, Fabaceae.
UGAGCAGAGAUUGACAAAUCAAAAACCAAAAAUAACGAUUAACAGACAGCUAAUAAUUGUGCAAACUAAGUCCCAAAUCAACUCCUAAUGAUUUUCAAAAUAAGCAAUUUAGGGUUUUCAAUUUCAAACCCUAAGAAAAAAAAUCAUAGCCUUUGGAAUUGGUCCCAUCAAUCCCCUUUAGCUUUCACCCACACACGCCCCCACUCAUCGUCAUCAUCAUCACCAACAAACAAGUCCAACCCCUGCCCUAACGAACCCCAAAUCUCAUCAAAAGAUUCGAAACAACAAAUUAGGGUUCCAAAUUUUCCAAUUUCAAAAAUCAUGCUCCCUUUGAAAUGGUCCCUCUGAGUAGUAACCCCACAUCACAACCGCCUAUCAUGAUUAUCAUCAACCACAAGUAACCCCUUCUGACUCCAAUCCCAAAUCCUAAUGACCCCAAAACAACUCAUUGGGGUUCCAAUUUCAAACCCUUAUUAAAAAAUAUUAGGUUUUAUUUAAUUCUAUUUUAUUUUAUUUUCCUUCUUCCCCUAAACACAAAACCUCACCGGCACCGACCCAUCAUAGUUUUCAUCAUCAAGCUUCGAUUUUGACUCCGGAAAUGGCGACGAGGGGCACCAGAUCGGAGAAGGUUCGGCGAAUUUUCAACCAAUUCGACGCGAACCGUGAUGGGGGUCUCAACCGCGAGGAAAUGGCGUUGCUGGUGGGUGCUGUGAACCCUAGGGUGAAAUUCAGCGACGAACAAAUCAACGCGAUCCUCGACGAGGUGUUCCGAACCUACGGCGAAUUCAUUGAUGGCGACAAGGGUCUCACUUACGAGGGUUUGUUGCGCACGUACGACGACGGCGCCGGCGACGUCGACCGUGACUUCGACGCCCUCGGCCUCGACCUGGUCGCCGCCGACGCCGUGAAGGAGCCCCUCGCGGCAUCGGAGGCAUCGUCCUCGUCGAUUGUCGACGAGAGAAUAACGGUGGAGACGCAGAAGAAGCAGCGAACGGCCGCCUGGGCCGUGUCGCCGAACCACGGGAUCGUGUUCGACGACACGUGGAAGAUUGUGGACGAUUUGGAGCUUCUUGUGAAGAGGCUGAAGGUGAAGCAGUCCAAGGAAGGUGGGAAAUUGAAGAAUGACAACUUUGAUGCGUAUUCGGACGCCGGUUGGUCGCGCGAAUUGGGGCCUUCGGCUGAGAUUUCGGAGAAGAGAGUGAUGUGGGAGGAGUCAGGGCAUGAUUAUGCUGUGUUUUUGAAGGAAUUGGGAGGGCUGAGAGGGAGGGCUGAUGGUGCUAGGUCAAGAGAAGAGGCAUUUGAUGGGCACAUGGCAAUUGGGAGGGUUUUGUAUGAGCACCAGUUGUUUAAGGAGGCAUUGGUUAGUUUUAAGAGGGCUUGUGAGUUGCAGCCUGUGGACGUGAGGCCUCAUUUUAGAGCAGGGAAUUGCUUGUAUGUUCUUGUCAGGUACAAGGAGGCCAAGGAGGAGUUUCUCUUGGCUCUUGAGUCUGCUGAGGCUGGAGGGAACCAGUGGGCUUACUUGCUCCCCCAGAUUUACGUCAACCUCGGCAUCGCACUUGAGGGCGAAGGGAUGGUUUUGAGUGCCUGUGAGUAUUAUAGGGAGGCCGCGAUUCUUUGUCCCACGCAUUUUAGAGCUUUGAAGCUCUUAGGUAGUGCGCUUUUUGGUGUUGGGGAGUAUAGGGCAGCUGUUAAGGCGUUGGAGGAGGCAAUUUUCAUGAAGCCGGAUUAUGCUGACGCACAUUGUGAUUUGGCCUCGGCUUUGCAUGCCAUGGGCGAGGACGAGAGGGCUAUUGAGGUGUUUCAGAAGGCUAUUGAUUUGAAGCCUGGUCAUGUGGAUGCACUUUAUAAUUUAGGUGGGUUGUAUAUGGAUCUGGGUAGGUUUCAGAGGGCUUCUGAGAUGUAUACUAGGGUUUUGGCUGUGUGGCCAAACCAUUGGCGAGCAUUGCUGAACAAGGCAGUGUCACUGCUGGGAGCUGGGGAGACUGAAGAAGCCAAAAGAGCUUUAAAGGAAGCAUUGAAAAUGACAAAUAGGGUUGAGCUGCACGAUGCAAUAUCUCAUUUGAAGCAGCUGCAGAAAAAGAAGACCAAACCUAGUAAUGGAGGUGCUUCUGGGGAGGCAUCGUUUGUUAUAGUUGAACCAUCUAAGUUUAAGGUAGUUGGAGAAAAGACUACUGCAAGACAGGAGCUAGCCACUGCCCUGCAAAUCAGAGCACUUCAGAGGGUUACUAGAUUGAGUCGUUGCAGCGUGGAGCUUUUGAAGAAGGAGAUGAGCGAACGUGAUGUGCCAGUUUCCUAUUCUGGUAGUGGAUUUCCUGAAAAGUCCAUUCGGAAGCCGAGUUUGGAAGAAAUUCUUCAUAGAUUACUCAAUUUUCUGAAGCCUGAGACUUUUCAAGGAGCUGUAAAAGCCAUAAACGAGAGGAUUCUUUCUGUUUUGGAUGAGAAUGGUUCGGGCAGGCUGGAUCUGGGAUUGUUUUAUGCUAUUCUUGCUCCUAUUUGUGGCGGUCCUCCGGAUAGACGCAAAAGGGUUGCCUUUGAUGCACUUUUGUGGCGUCCUAUGAAUGAAGACGGUGCUAAUAUUAGGAAAGUUGAUGUCACUGUAUACAUCAAGUUAUUAAGGGCAGUUUAUCUUCCCAGCCAAGGGGCUAGUGAAUUAAUGGAGGUUCGUGGAGAUUCAGACACUUCGACGGUGUCUUUCUCUGAGUUUUUAGUUAUGUUUGAUGAUCCAGAUUGGGGUUUUGGCAUCAUGCCUAGUCUGGUGAAGCUUGAAACUGGGGAUAGAAAUAGGCAUGGCGACGUGGUGUGCUCUGUUUGCCGCUACCCAAUUAUUGGUUCUCGGUUUAAGGAGAUAAAAUCUCAUUUUAGUUUGUGUAACCAAUGCUACAGUGAGGGAAAAGUGCCUUCUUCAUUUAAGCAGGAAGAGUACAGAUUUAAAGAGUAUGGAAGUGAGGGUGAAGCCAUGAAAGAUAAGUGUAUGUGCUUCAACUUGCAAUCCCGUAAUGAAAAGUAGAUAGCGGCAUUCAAUUUUUUGUCUUUAGAUUUUUUUGUUCUACUAUCUUGUAUUAUCCCAUCUUGUUUAUCCUAGCUUUUCAGGUGUGAAUGUGAUUAUAACUAGAGCUCAUGAGUUCAGCAGGCAUUUUGGCCCCUUGUUUAAUAAUUGUUUCAGGUGGUGCUUCACUGCUCUUUAGUAACUGUUUAUAGACAUUGUAAAACCUUUAACCUCCGUGACAAACAUUUGUGUUUAUCAUGCUUCUCUAUCCCUUCUUUCUGAUUUGUAUGAAGCAUUUAUCUUUUGACACAUGAAGCCUGAAAAGUCAGUCUAGAGUACUGUGAUUCUAAAUUUCAAUUAUAUUUGUAGUAUUCAACGGAGGAGUGGUCAUUAUGUUAGAGUUUGCUUAUACGGUUAAAGUACCUUGAGUACAAUACAUUCAAUGGUUUAUAUUUCACCUCAAUGUUAAUCUGUCAGUACAUUUAACU